Molecule: messenger RNA, 2065 nt
Organism: Sinocyclocheilus anshuiensis
Lineage: Eukaryota; Metazoa; Chordata; Actinopteri; Cypriniformes; Cyprinidae
Product: frizzled-10-B-like
Exons: 1
Coding region: 187-1929 (580 amino acids)
Biological process (GO): non-canonical Wnt signaling pathway; canonical Wnt signaling pathway
Cellular component (GO): membrane
Molecular function (GO): transmembrane signaling receptor activity; Wnt-protein binding
Source: RefSeq, a predicted model, not a curated record
UUGAUUCACAAAGGAAAACAAGUUUUCUUUUCUACUAAUUCAUCCUCACCUCUCUUUGGGAUACAAUAACUUUUUUAGUCAACCAGCUAAAAUUAUAAAGAGCGACAAUGAAGCAACUUUUCAAGUAAAAAUACAGAGCUUUUUUUGAAAGACAAUCAUUGCUACAUGAAUUAAUAUUGAAAGACAAUGUUUGCUGCCACUUUUGGACUCAGCCUUGUGCUGCUGUGCAUGGCCGGGUUUUCUUCCGCUAUCAGUUCCAUCGACCCGGACCGGCCAGGUGAAGGAAGAUGCCAGGAGAUCGCCAUUCCACUCUGUAAGGACAUUGGCUACAACUUGACAGUUAUGCCGAACUUAAUGGGACAUGAAGAUCAAAGUGAGGCGGCCAUAAAGCUGCAUGAGUUUGCUCCGCUGAUUGAGUUCGGCUGCCACAGUCAUCUGAAGUUUUUCUUGUGCUCGCUCUAUGCUCCCAUGUGCACGGAGCAGGUAUCCACACCCAUCCCAGCAUGCCGAGUAAUGUGUGAGCAGGCAAGGCAGAAGUGUUCUCCCAUCAUGGAGCAGUUUAACUUCCACUGGCCUGAGUCACUGGACUGUUCCAGACUGCCAAAUAAAAAUGACCCCAAUUACCUCUGUAUGGAGGCGCCCAACAACGGCACCGACGAGCCCCCGAAAGGCUCCCAUACUCAGCCGCCAGACUCCCGACCCCCUCGGCCAGGUAACAGCCAAGAACUGCCGAUAAAGGAGAGGGUCGGUAAGACGACAUGCAGCAACCCUGGAAAGUUUCAUUACGUUCAGAAGAGCGAGUCCUGUGCCCCCAAGUGUUACUCAAACGUCGACGUGUACUGGAGCCAGGGCGACAAGCGCUUCUCCAUGGUGUGGAUUGCCAUCUGGUCCAUCCUGUGCUUCAUCUCCAGUGCCUUUACCGUCCUCACCUUCCUCAUCGAUCCACAGCGCUUCAAGUACCCCGAGCGGCCAAUCAUCUUCUUGUCCAUGUCUUACUGCGUUUACUCGGUGGGCUUUCUUAUAAGACUUUUUGUGGGGGUGGAAAACGUGGCCUGUGACCGUGACAGUGGCGUUCAGUACAUCAUCCAGGAAGGCUUGGAAAGCACUGGCUGCACUAUAGUCUUCCUCAUUCUUUACUACUUCGGAAUGGCCAGUUCCCUGUGGUGGGUCAUUCUUACUCUCACGUGGUUCCUCGCAGCUGGAAAAAAAUGGGGUCAUGAGGCCAUUGAAGCCAACAGCAGCUACUUUCAUCUAACGGCAUGGGCCAUACCAGCAAUUAAGACCAUCAUGAUCCUGGUUAUGAGGAAGGUAGCGGGCGACGAGCUCACAGGGGUCUGUUAUGUGGGCAGCAUGGAUGUCAAAGCCUUGACAGGUUUUGUUCUUAUUCCCCUCUCUUGCUACCUCAUUAUUGGCACUUCCUUUCUGCUGUCAGGGUUUGUGGCACUCUUUCACAUCCGUAAGGUCAUGAAGACCGAAGGAGAGAAUACGGAUAAGCUGGAGAAGCUGAUGGUUAGGAUCGGCGUCUUCUCUGUGCUUUACACGGUCCCUGCCACUUGCGUCAUCGCCUGCUAUUUUUACGAGCGUCUCAACAUGGAUUAUUGGAAGAUUCUAGCAGGAGAGCAGAAGUGCACUGAGGACAGUAAGAGUGGCGAGGAGUGUGUGAUGAAGAGCUCCAUCCCAGCUGUGGAGAUCUUCAUGGUUAAGAUUUUUAUGUUGCUGGUGGUGGGCAUCACCAGCGGCAUGUGGAUCUGGACCUCCAAAACGCUGCAAUCAUGGCAGAAUAUUUUCAGCCGCAAACUUAAAAAGAAGACGAGGAGGAAGGCAGCAUGUGUUUUCACAGGAAGUGGACCUUACCUCAAGCCUCAUCCUGCACUGAAAGGACAUAAAACCAAGUACGAACCGGCAGGUCCUCCUGCUACCUGUGUAUGAGCUGGGCCUCUAUACACAAACAAAUGGCCAAGAAAUUAAGUAAAUGCUGGACUUAAAUUAACUGCUUUCUAAAGAGACAAGCCAGCAAAGGACACAACAAUGCUCGUAUUUAUAUUAUGCAAACUUCAGAUGCAGC